Molecule: messenger RNA, 7206 nt
Organism: Punica granatum (pomegranate)
Lineage: Eukaryota; Viridiplantae; Streptophyta; Magnoliopsida; Myrtales; Lythraceae
Source: RefSeq, a predicted model, not a curated record
UUCCCCCGGUCGGAGCCCACCCCCGCCUCCCUCUCUCUACUUCCUGCCCUCUCUCCUUCUAUGCGUGUUUUCUAUUUCUCCAUUGAAACGUCUCUUGACAUCCCUCUCUCUCUCUCUCUCUGACUUUGGGCGGAGGAUCAAUGAAAUAGCCGCGGAGUAGGAGGAGAACCGUACUGUUUCUAGGACCUGGAAGGAGUUGCAUUGCUAGAGCUUCCCGCGCUUGCCUUUACUGCUUUGCUCAGGCCCUCAAUUUGACGAAGGCGGCGGAGGUAAUCUUGGGUGGGAUUCCAGCUCUCGGUGCGUUGAGGGCGGGAGGCGAGUUCCGUCUCAUUUUGGUGGUUUCGGCUGCUGGAGCAUCGCCUGAGUUUGGCGUGCUUCUGGUUUUCUCCGGUGCCUUAGCAUGACAUAGAUUGGUUGAGCUUGGGCAUUUCCUGUGAUGGGUUCGUGCGGGAACUUGGCUUCUGCCGACGAACCCUUGAGCUGUGGCUCAGCCGCGGCUGGAGAAUUGGCUCCCGGGCAGCUGACCGGCGAGGAAGCUGCUCAGACUUCGCCUGAUUUUGGUGUCAAUGCUGAUCAGGUGAGUUCCCGUCACGAGGCUGAACAGUCUGGAAUUGAGGAGGAUUGCUCUCCCGGUGACUUCGAUAAGUCCGGUUCUCUGGUGGUUGCCACAGAUGGUCAAUGCAGUGAAAAUGGGGGUUUCCAGUGUGAGAAUCAAAGUGGUGCUGAUGCCUCUAGUUUGGAUAGAGAAGCGUCGUCAGGCGAGCUUGGGGUAGGGAAUUUAGAAAAUGGCGAUGGGAUGCCGUUGGAGCUGAAAUCAGGGAUUGAUUGUCCAGAUGAUCCAUCUGAGCAGAUUGAAUUGGGGUAUAGGAUGCGUGGGAAUGGACCCUUAGUACAAGAAAUCGAGUCAGUGGAAGAGACAGCUGAUGAUCUGUUAGUUAUGGAGGCAGGCACUGAGGGUUGCCCUUCCUUGUUGAUUAAUGGAGAUGAAUGUCGCAGUGGAAGGGAAGCAACAAUGGAGCGCAAAAUGAUCUCAGAAGAAGUUGCCAUAACCCCAGCUGGCCUUCUCGUGAAUAACCAGACAGGUAAUUGUCCUCUAGAGACAUGUGCCAAUUUAGUGGAUGAAAAAGUUGAUGAUGUAGCUUUGGAAAACGAUACCUGUAAUGCGACACCAUGCCCAGACACCAACGGAAUGCCUACAGAAAAUGCUCUUUCUCCAGGUUAUCCAGAUGGAAAAAGCACAAAAGGUGAGGAUAAAAACGAGUCUGUGCUCCUGAUUGAAACUGUAGAAUCAAUCUAUGCUGUUGGUAUCGACAACCUGAAAUUGUCUCCAAAUGGAACUAAGAGGGAAGCAGAUAAUUUGUGCCCUGCAGAUUCAGCAUGCCGUGCUGUCCUGGAGACAGUUCAGGAGGAUGACAGAAGUGUUAAAUGCCUUUCUUCAGAGGAUGCUUCAGUGGAGAUGAUGAAGGAAUUCAGUGCUCUAGCUAAGGUUGAGGCAGAACUGUGCAUCGGGACUCCCUCUUCUCAAGUUAAUGAGAUGCCAGUGGAAAAGACUGUUGAUAUCCUGCUACUAGAUAAUGACCAGAUGAGUAACGACAAUGAUACUAUGACUAUGAGUUCUCUUAUCAGUGAAACCAGAGGUGGGGCCAGGAUAGGGGCUGAUUCACAGUAUGAGACAUCUAUUGCACUGCUUCACAAGAUGCCUUGUGCACAAUCAAGUAUGCGUGAUUGUAUGAUUGGCUCUGGGCAACAGACUGAGAAGAAAUCUGAUGGACUGCUUUCUGGUAUGCCAACUGAACUGUUUUCAGGGUCAGAAGAUGCAAAAAUCGAUGACAUGUGUUGCCAAAAUUUUCCUUUGGGGGAUGACCGGGAGAAAGGUCUGCAUGUCUCUUCGUUGUUGAGCAAUUCUGCUCAGGUAGAUGGUGGGGAAGACAGCAAUGGAGCUGCUGAAACUAAUGCAGAGCACAUUGGAGAAGAAAAUGCUCUUCUGGUGGAUAAAUGCAUCGAAAAUGGUGGUGAGUCACUGCAUUUAAAAGAAACUGCUUUCAACUGCGAAAGCUUGUCUGUGGGAUCACUUGGUUUGCAAUCGUGUAAGCCACAUUCUACUCUCAAGAAUUGCUCUUUGUACUCUUCGAAUGAUUCAGAUGUGCCAUGCAUGGCGGUCACUGUUGCUACAACUUCCAGUGCAGCCAACGACUAUAUAAGCGAAAAGAAUGAAGAGAGGAAAACUCAUGGUAGAUUUGAUUGUCUUCCUGAAGCAGAAUCUCCUUUGGUCAUAACCUCAUCUUCUAGAAGGAGCAGCCGCGCAAAUAAAUCUGGCCGGAAGACCCAAGCAAAAAAGGCUUCAAGGUAUUCUAGGGACGCGAGCAAAGUGGCAUACCAUCAUGAAUCUCUAGAACUCAUCUUUAAGGCUGCAAAGAAGAAGAGGACAUGUUGCUCCAAGACACCUCGGUCUUCUACCUGGGGUAUCAUGCAGAAUAUUUCACAGCAUUUCGAACAUAUAAAUGAGCUUGGAGUUGAGUCUGAUCAAAAGCAAGGAUCACGGAAAGUCAGGAUUGGACGAGGAAGUGGAAAGCAAAGCACGAAUCAGUCAGGUGGAACCUCACAGGUUUCUAAGGGAAAUGUUGGUGGUGCAUCUAAUCGCAUCCGUUUGAAGUUGAAAAUGGGCAAGGAGGUGGUUAUGAUUUCGGAAGUUGUUAGUACUGCUAGAGGUGCUUUUGUAUCUGCAUCUUCUGGGGGUUCAAUUUCAGAUGUUGCAAACUUGACUGAUGAUGUCAAGGAGAAGAAUCAGUUGGAUUGUGGAGGUGCUAAGCUGGAAAAUGAAAAGUUGUAUUCUGGUAAUCACUUUGUGAAUGGAGAUUCCAAUUUGACUGUAAAGGAGUCCGCCCAGGAUGGAGGAGGCUGUUUCGAUCCCACGCUAGUACAGAUCGAGUCGGUGUGUGGGACAGUUGAGGAUACAUAUUUAGGUUCUGAAACUUCGCCUGAUUCGGAAGUGAUAAAUUUGACGCCAGAAGCACAGCUCAGUGAAAGACCACAGGAAGGUGCCAAGGAUGUUGCUUUGGAUUCUUCCAAAAACCUUGCAAAUUUUGAAGAUGUUCUCAACUCUAGAAAAGGAAAGAAGAAAGAUAAGGUCCCUCGGAAAAGCAGUUGUGGCAGGAAAGAUAAAUCAUUGUCAGGAUCAUCAUCAUCAUCAUCAUCAUCAAAAAGACGUGGUUGCAGGGUGAGAGAGGGUGAAAAUGUCGAUUCUGGUGAAAAUUUUGCAUCGGUAGCCAGUGAAAAUCUGACCAACUUGUCAAGCAAUACUGAAUCUUUACCUUUGUCCACUGAGGCUGAUCUCGCUUUCUCUAAUGGGCAUUUGGAAAUUGAAAAUGGUGCUAAUACCUUCCCUGGUCAAGAUAUUAGUAGUGGAUUGGUGGAUUUGGAGCACUUGGAGAGCAAUUUACUUUCUGCCAAACAGAAAGAGCAGAAGCAAGUCAAAAGCUCAAAACCUAGUAAAGUGAGUAGUGAUAGGUCCAAAGAUUUAAAUAGUGCUAAGAGCAGGAAAGGAGCUUCAUGUAAACAGAAGAAAGAGAAGUCAACUAGUAAAAGCAAAGUGAAAGAGAGAGGUGUCCGCGACGAGCUCCUGUGUAAGGCCGAGGAUCAUGCACUAGCUAGUGAUGGUGUAAGAGAUGCUAACCAAACCUGCGACGCUGCUGCUUAUAUGUGGACUGGUGACACCUCCAAAUCCAAGAUAAUAUCAAACAAUCUCGUGGAGCAAGAGUUACUCCUGCGGAAUGCUUGGGUGCGUUGUGAUGAUUGUCAUAAAUGGAGGCGUAUAGCUGCUGCACUUGCAGAUUCCAUAGAAGAUGCAAAUAGCAAUUGGACCUGCAAGGACAAUCAGGAUAAAAGAUUUGCUGAUUGCUCAAUCCUGCAAGAAAUGUCAAAUGCGGAUAUCAAUGCUGAGUUGGAAUUAUCAGAUUAUUCUUGCGAAGACGAUGAUUAUGAUGGCAAUCGGAAUUACAAAGAAUUGAAGCCUAGCCAUCCAACAGUUCCCCAACAGUCAUCCUUUAUCCAAAUUGAUUCAAAUAAAUAUUUGCAUCGAAGCCGGAGAACUCAAACAAUUGACGAGAUAAUGGUUUGCCAUUGCAAACCGCCUUUAGAUGGCAAGUUGGGCUGCGGGGAUGAAUGCCUCAAUCGGAUGUUGAAUAUUGAAUGUGUUCAAGGCACCUGUCCAUGUGGAGACCAUUGUUCAAACCAACAGUUCCAGAAGCACAAGUAUGCCAACCUGCAAUGGUUCCGAUGCGGUAAAAAGGGUUAUGGGCUUCAGUUGCUGGAGGAUGUCUCUGAGGGGCAAUUUAUUAUCGAAUACGUUGGGGAGGUGCUUGAUAUGCCUGCUUAUGAGGAGCGACAGAGAGAUUAUGGUGCUAAGGGUCACAAACAUUUCUAUUUCAUGACACUGAAUGGUAGCGAGGUAAUUGAUGCAUGUGUUAAGGGGAACUUGGGGCGUUUCAUCAACCAUAGUUGUGAUCCUAAUUGCCGAACAGAGAAGUGGAUGGUGAAUGGAGAAAUAUGUAUCGGAUUAUUUGCAAUACGGGAUAUUAAGAAGGGUGAAGAGGUGACUUUUGACUAUAACUAUGUGAGAGUAUUUGGUGCUGCGGCCAAAAAAUGUGUUUGUGGGUCACCCCAUUGUCGAGGUUAUAUUGGUGGUGAUCUACAGAGUACUGAGACAAUUGUUCAAGGUGACUCAGAUGAUGAAUUUCCAGAACCUGUAAUGCUUUAUGAAGAUGGGGAUGUUGCUUAUAGGUUUGACAAUUCCAUCCAUCGGACUGUUGUUGGAUCAGACACGCGGGCUACAGAUCUUGUAGUCAAAGAUAGAAAAGAAGAGGUCAAAGAAGAGAAUACUUUGGGGAUUAAGGACCCUGCAAGUCAAUCUGUCUCUAUUAUUUCGCAGUUGGACAGAUCACCAGAUGCGGAAGGAACACAGGAAAAUGUUUCGUCCUCUAAGCCGCCGCAUCAGGAAUUGUCAUUGCAUCCAAAAGAUGUUAGAAGCACAGUCUCAUCUGAAAUUCAGCAGAAGAUCUCUAUCGAAGAUGCUUCAAACUUGAAUUAUACUAGAUCAGCUUCUGAUGAGAAGUGGAGUUUGGCUGAAUUACGUCCUCUAGUGAAAACUCCUAGGGCACCUAGUGCUAUCAAGAAAGGUAAAGGUAGCAGUAAUUCACAGAAUGUGAACAAAGGUCAGGGGACGGCAAGCAAGUCUCAGACGGUGCCCAUCAAACCUAAAAAAGCAAUUGAAGGAUCUUCAAAUGGUCGCUUUGAGGCAGUUCAAGGGAAACUUAAUGAAUUGUUGGAUGCCGAUGGUGGAAUCAGUAAAAGGAAGGAUGCUGCUAAAGGCUACUUGAAGCUCUUGCUUCUCACCGCAGCUUCUGGCGAUAGUGGCAAUGGGGAAGCGAUUCAGAGUAAUCGUGAUCUUUCAAUGAUCCUUGAUGCGCUUCUUAAAACAAGAUCCCGAGUCGUCCUGAUGGAUAUAAUAAACAAAAAUGGUCUCCGAAUGCUUCAUAACAUCAUGAAACAGUACAGGAGGGACUUUAAAAAGAUUCCUAUUCUUCGCAAGCUCCUGAAGGUCUUGGAGUACUUAGCAGUUAGGGAGAUACUGACCUUGGAGCAUAUUAAUGUUGGCCCUCCCUGUCCUGGAAUGGAGAGCUUUAGGGAAUCCAUUCUGUCGUUGACUGAACAUGAUGAUAAACAGGUUCAUCAAAUUGCCCGAAACUUCAGGGACAGGUGGAUUCCUAGACAUCUCAGAAAGGUUGGAUAUGCAGAAAAGGAUGAUGGUAUGAACUCACUUCGGGGGCUAAAUUUCAACUUCUUAAGCUCUCACAGUAACUGGCGGGACACGACUCUGACGAGACCAGUAGAAGCUAGUGAUGGCCUUCAUCAGCCUUCGCUUUCGGCAGAAACUUCAUCGGCAACAGAUAAUUCAUCCACUGAUGGAGGGUUCACUAGUGGGACCUGGACGCGCAAGCGUAAGACUCGAUGGGAUUCAGACACGAACCCAUAUUUGGAGUCUCUUAUGCGUAAGGAGAAGGACUCCCUGAACAGAACUGAAGAUGGAAGGGAAAAUAAUCACGAAGAAGAGGGCCCGCCUGGGUUCUCUUCUCUCGACACUUCUCGAGUUUCUUCCAACGGUGCAUCGACUGCAGUGGCGGUCGAUCAAUCAGGUGAAAAGGUUCAGUAUAUGCGAUGCCCUUUCGAUGCUGUGAUUGGGCAGCCACAGGAGAGAUUCAAAUCCCGAUCGCCAGUCUCUUAUGGAGUUCCACUGUUGAUCCUGCAGCAGUUUGGGACCCCACAGGCUGGUUCUAUAGAGAAUUGGGCUAUAGCUCCUGGUAUGCCUUUCCAGCCAUUUCCACCUUUACCCCCAUUCCCCCGAGAUAGGAAGCGCCGGUCCCCUCCUAGUAGUUCAGAUUGUGGGACAAAUAGUAGUAAUAGUCUUUACUCUUCUGCUGAUGAGAAGAAGCCUGUCAAUCUCAGCCCAAGCACCAACUCUGCUAAUUUAGUGGAUUCUGAGGUUCCAUGCUCUGACAACCAACAGAUGAUGCCCUUUAAGAGGUUGAAGGGGUCGUCUCAGGAUCUGGGUCGGAGGUACUUCAGGCAACAGAAGUGGAACGGCGGGAGGAUACCUCCUUGGGUUAGAAACUGCUGGAGGAACAACCCCCCAAGGGGUGGCGCCGGGCCUGUCUCAAAUGAGCAGAGGAGUUCAGAUAAUGCUAUAGACUGUAAAUUAGGAAGGGAGGAUGUUAAUUAUCACCAGGAGACGCCACCGACACAGAACCCCCACCAUUGAUUUUCAGAAAUGGGGGAGUACAUCAAAGAACCGAUGGAAUUUUCGUUUUUUUUUUUUUUUUUUUUUUUUUUUUUUUUUUCCAGUCUUUUUUCGACCAUACUGAGAUGUACCACCAUUCUUUACUUUGGGAAAUUUCAAACUUUAAAUGGGAAGAAAAUUAUUCGGUUCGUUCAUUUGAAAUUGGUGCCCUUUGCGCAUCGGGAGUCGGUGUUGGUGCCACGAGGUAACUAUUUUCCCUCUAGUUUUGUUUAUUCUUCUUGUUUUUUCCCAUUCUUUAUGCAUCAUUUAAUCGGUGGUAGAAGGAAUUUAAGGAAGCAGAUUUGUGGACAUUGGACAAGACUCAGAUUAAUAUGCUGUCCAUUUAAAGCAAAAUGAUUGAAUGUAUUGAGAUA